AUGUUGAAUAAUGAAAUGGAUCCAAGUUGGCAUGAAUCAAUCCUGAUUAAAUCUAAAUCAAAAUCCUUGAAUAAUGGAAUAAUAAUCGAUGACACAAUUCGAUAUAAAGAUGGACGAAUGAAAGCAUUGACUGUUGCGCUUUUGGGAAUUAAUAAACGGCAAAAUCGAAUUCUUCCAAUACCGCCUUUAUUGUCAAAUUUUCCUCUAAGAAAUGAAUCGAUCUCAAAACGAACUAUUCCCAUGUCUCGCUCUUCUUUCGUACCUUCAAAAAAUGAGCCAGUCAAAUCAAUUGCUUUAUCAUUGUCUCGUCCGGUACGAUUACGAAUGUCACCACCAUCUUAUGAUCAUGUUCCUGUUCAUUCUGAUAAACAAAUCAUAUCAUCAUCAAUUCUAAUGACACUAAAACAACGAAAUUUGUCUCGGAUCAUUUCACAAAAGUGGACAAUAGAAAAGCACAAAAAGCAUGGUACCAAGCAAAUCGUUGCUAUUCAAUCAGUAACUUCCACUGUUAGAUUGCGAAAAUCGGAUAAAGAUUUCGGAAAUGGUAAAGAAGCUCGUAGAAGAAGAAGAGCGGAAAAAGAAAAAAUGUCGCCUGAGAAAGUUUUGAAAAAUAAUGUUGUACGGAAUAACAUCGACUUUAUUGAUUACGGGUACAUUUUGUUUUUUGAACCUGAACUGAUGUGA
Messenger RNA from Loa loa (African eye worm), 684 nucleotides. RefSeq lists its product as hypothetical. Bases 1 to 684 code for a protein of 227 amino acids. NCBI's taxonomy places the organism in Eukaryota, Metazoa, Nematoda, Chromadorea, Rhabditida, Onchocercidae. The record is from RefSeq and is a predicted model, not a curated record. The transcript has a single exon.